Molecule: messenger RNA, 1018 nt
Organism: Hyposmocoma kahamanoa
Lineage: Eukaryota; Metazoa; Arthropoda; Insecta; Lepidoptera; Cosmopterigidae
Exons: 4
Coding region: 458-859 (133 amino acids)
Source: RefSeq, a predicted model, not a curated record
UUGGAACGGAAAGUAAUCUUAACUGUCAAACUAACUGUCAUGUCAUUGUCAUUUUUUACAAAAAUGGCCGGCUUUUGUAGUUCCGGAUUUUAAUUGCGUGUUAUUUUUAAGCUGAUUUUUAAACAACAGCGAUGGCAAUCCAUAUUUCAAUUCGCUUACUCCAUCUCCGCGCGUCAUCGAGUGUGGUUCGGAAUUCUUUACUUUGUGAGCUGUAUUUUUAGAUUCUUGCGUCUGUGUUUAAAAUUGUUGACCUCUGCUUUCUCCUUUUGGACUCCGACUGCUAUUUUGUUGACCUCGGCUUAUUUGAAAUACGGACUACGAUUUGCUACAAUGACUUCGGAAAAAAAAUGCUGUUCCGGACUGUGGUUUGGAAAAGGAAAUUCUUCACAAAUUUCCUAACCCUGAUAAAGACCCAGAACGUUUUCGGACCUGGCUUUACAAUGUUGGCGGUGAUGUAAUGGCUCUAGAAAAUAGUGUUAUUUUCAAGCGUCGCCGUGUAUGUCACUUGCAUUUUGAAAGCCGCUUCCAUACUAGAAGUAAAUUCCUGAGUGCCAAUGCUAUACCUACACUCUGCUUGUCAGGGUCCCAAUUAAGAAGACCACUAUUGGAUGUGAUGAAUCAACCUGGCCCCAGUAGUGAGAAUAUUGCAAUGCUGCGACCACAGUCAAAUGUCCCAAACACAUCACAGCUACAGAACAACACUUUGUGUAAUCGAAGAAAAGCAGUUAAAAAGACUAACGAACAUGAAAAGGAUUUGGCCAAAAAAAUUGUACAGUUAAAAAAACAAAAUGAAUCAUAUUCGAAGAGACUCAAAAAAGCUCAGAAACUUUCCACCAACAGUGCUUUCCAAAAUGCAUGAAACAAUUCAAGACCUUGGCUGCUAUUUUCACUCUGAUGCAGUUUCGACAAAUAGGGAAACCAAAGACGGGAAGAAGGUUCACAAAAGAAGAAAAGAUAAUGGCACUAAGUGUGUACAAGGCGGGACCAAAAGCGUACAGAUGGCUUAGCAAAAUAUUUG